AUGAAUGAAUAUGCACACAUUUUUGGUGCAGACAAUGGCUGGUGCCGGGCCCAUCCACUUCAAACAAAAGGACAAGCAGCUGAAGCGCUAUCUACCUUAUUCAACAGGGACAGCGUUCCACCGGCCUUGAUAGUUGAUGGAGCAAAGGAGUUUGUCAGUGGGGACUCUAAGAAACAUGUCCAACAAGCUGGAUGUGACUUCCGCACGACUGAACCUUAUUCACCAUGGCAAAACACUGCCAAAGGCACAAUCAGGGAGCUGAAGAAAGGCACUGCACGAGUCAUGCUCCAAACUGGGAUACCAAAGAGGCUAUGGGAUGAUUGUUUGCAACAUCGGGCCUACAUCCGAUCUCACAUCGCCCUUAACAUAUACAACUUGGAUGGGGAGGUGCCGGAGACUGUUAUGACUGGACAAACUGCAAAUAUUGGUCCAUGGUGUGAUUUCCAAUGGUAUCAAUGGGUAAAAUACUACGAGGAGACUGCAAGUUUCCCUGAUGAUAAGAUGUCCCUUGGGCGAUACUUGGGACCAAGUCCUGGAAUCGGGUCCCUCUUGACUGGAAAGAUACUAAAGCACAAUGGGAACUACCACCACACCUCCACCUUCAGAGCCCUAACAUCCAAAGAAAUGGCUGAUUACGCCAAGAAACGCCUAUGUAAUGAUUUCAAUACCAAUGUGAACGACAAGUUGGGUGACAAGGCAAAGCCUGAAGAUUUCAGUGAAGAUGACCUCACCCCUACAUAUGACCGUUAUGAGGAUGACUCUGGAGAAGGAUUGGAUCUAAUUGUUGGGAAUUCACGUGCGCGUGUAAGAACUAAUGAAGUACUGUUGGGACUAACAAAGUACUUGUGGAAAAUCCAGGUUUAUAUGGAUUAA
Cylindrotheca closterium is the source of this 873-nucleotide messenger RNA. NCBI's taxonomy places the organism in Eukaryota, Bacillariophyta, Bacillariophyceae, Bacillariales, Bacillariaceae. The record is from the annotation of a GenBank genome assembly.